UCUACAUUCAUGUCCUCUUUGAAACGCAAACGAGAUAAAGAUGACUCUGGAAUAACCAACCACAAUGCAACUCGUUCUGUUCCCCUUCCGGCAGACAGUGCUCCUGACGGGCCGUUAAAUGUUACCGACAUCCUCAGCCGGCUGAAGUGCCUGCUGGACCUUUCCUCCCUCACUGAACAUGCCGACCUAUCUGUGCGCUUUAUGGAUAUCGCAGAAAUCCUUUUAAACGGCGUUCUCCUUCGUCUCACCGCGAAUAGCGCGACCACCGACUUCGAGAUUCUCGAGCUGGAGUUUUACCUCUUCAAGUCGGGAUGCCACGAAGACCCUUUCACGCACGGCACUGAAGAGCAGCGGCAGAGUGGGAAGUGGUACUUCCACCGUGCCCCGCGACGCACCAACUCCGAGAGUACUUCGGCCGUUCGCGUUGCAACGGCAGCAGGCGGAUACAGAGGCGGCACUCGCAAGGGCCUCGACCUGACAUUCGGCGGACCCGUCUCCUCGGCAAGCACUGGCGAAACGACCUCUCGUUACUUCCCUGGGGCUCCGUCCCAAGAUGCCGCUCCGCCCGCUCAAAGGGCGCUCCGUGGCGGUAUCCUCCUGCGCACACUACGGAAUCGAGAGACUUCCAAGAUGUUUUCGGGCCCUAGUCUCCUGGUAGACGAGCUCUUGCGACUCAGCAACGCAGCGAACAUCGCUCAACUCGUCAAAACCAUGUGGAUAGAAGAUAUAAAUGCGUUCCCACCCCUCGCAGUCUCCGCAGAGCCAGUUACAUCUCUCCGCCUGUGUGCACGAGAUGCACUUGAGAAGCCUGUCAGAAAGGUUUACCGCUCCCCACGUAUUGGCUUAGAUCUAUCGAAUCCCGGCAUCCCUCCUCCUGCAGGCUCAGACAUCCACGCGACGCUUGCUCAUCCGCGCACUUUCUUCAUAUCCAAGCGAUAUAGAUACUUCGUCGGACCGACACUGCUAACAUCUAACGGGCGCGGACAUACACUUCUUGGUGUCUACGAAGACCUUGUUCAAAAUGGCGACCUCUCCGAGGACAAGUUAAUUGUGCGCCUGGAAAGUACGACGGGGCUGAAGCUGGCCACAAUCGUGAAGUACCUGGGCGAAUAUCGUGCGGGCGGAACGAGCAGUCUACGCUCCUUCAUCGGUGCGCAAGGCAAGGGUUCAGGCUCUUCACCUGUCACAUUUCUUCGUAUGCUUGGAUGUCUCGACGCGGUGCAGAAAUAAUGAUACGGUUUUGAGCAGUAAAGGAUGCAUUGGUUUGGUUUAGAAUAUAUUAUGGACUGCGAUUAUGUACAUACUCUAUCCGGUCCAGUAAAGUUGAGAAUCUUGAGAUAAUCGUGC
Phanerochaete carnosa HHB-10118-sp is the source of this 1347-nucleotide messenger RNA. RefSeq lists its product as uncharacterized. NCBI's taxonomy places the organism in Eukaryota, Fungi, Basidiomycota, Agaricomycetes, Polyporales, Phanerochaetaceae. The record is from RefSeq and is a predicted model, not a curated record. The transcript is spliced from 2 exons. Bases 10 to 1230 code for a protein of 406 amino acids.